This is a messenger RNA of Puccinia triticina, 2469 nucleotides long. RefSeq lists its product as uncharacterized. The record is from RefSeq and is a predicted model, not a curated record. NCBI's taxonomy places the organism in Eukaryota, Fungi, Basidiomycota, Pucciniomycetes, Pucciniales, Pucciniaceae. The transcript is spliced from 8 exons. The coding region runs from base 1 to 2469 and encodes 822 amino acids.
AUGUACUCCGGAUCAUCGGAUAACCCGGCCCGGCGGAUCGAUCGAGCCACUCACCCCGGGCAGCAAGUGGUCAUCGCCUCAGCAGCAGCCCAGGAUGAACCACACCAUCCCAUUCCCAACACUCUCGUCCUUCAUCAUCUGGUCAAACGCAACCCAAGCCCAACGGGAAUCGACACUCUACUUCACCCAUCUCAGCCAGCCAGGACUGCCGCCAGAGAAGAGAGACAGACUGAUCGGACUGACCAAGGGCCUCGUCAACUUCACCGCCAUACUCUGCCACGGACUCAACCCAGCCGGACACCCCCAACCGAUCAGGGCGGUCCACUCAAAGAACCAGAAGAUCCUGUUCCUCCAACCCGAACCAAGCCUCUAUCUCGCUGCGAACAGGUCAUCAAGCUACCCGAGAAGCCAUGUCCAUCAAAAACCAUCUCAUCCAAGCUCUCCGACACCUUCAACAUCCUCAACCAGCAAUCCCCAUCAUCGAGCUACGAGCCGUCCGAAACCGUGCUUCUGAACUCCCUCUCCUCAGCCGCUCAGGAGUACCAUCUCCUCCAUGGUUCCAUCAACACACUGCUACUCAGUAAUCCUCAGCAAUUACGUGAACGUCUCGAGAAGUUUUGGUCGGUCUGGCUGUGGAGGUGGAACGUCGGUAAGACCGGGUGCGGCGCGAUCGAUUUCAAUGAACUCUUUGGCGGCUUACAGUCGCCCUUUUUGGAGUCACCCAAGAUGCCUCGAGCUCCGGUCGAUCUAUUCGCACGCUUUAUCAAUGAAAUCUGCCCCGGCUUCUCGGUGCUUCCGAUUCUCAUACACGAUCGAAAAGUGGUACACAUGCCAUCUCCGACGGGGCUGAUCAAACAAGAGGACAUCCAGAGCCUACUCCGAUAUCUAUUGAGUCUCUUGGAAGGAAGCGAGGCCAAGCGUGCUCAAGCGCGACCGGUAGCGCAAGUGAGCGUGGUGGACCAGGAGCAAAACGUAAUCAUGAAGCGACUGUCGGGCUUUGACUUUGGCACGCUGGCAACUUUUCAGCCGAAGCUGGUCUCGACGACCAGCUCGGCCAUCCAACCGGCGGGCGCCUGGGCCCGCAGGGCUCUCAAGUGGGCUUCUGCCUCGCUGGUCCUGCCCUCAUUCGAUAAUAUCGAAAACGAGUCCGAAUCCCUUGAUCAGCUCCUCCGCGCAGAUAUCGGCUUGGCCCCAAGGACUUCCCCGCCCCGGCUCGUCCGCAUCAAAUCCUCUCUUGCCGACCCCGAGAUUGUCACCGAGGCUAUCUCCAGCCCGACCCGGCUGGCCUCUCGAAGGUCCCGACAUUCCACUGCCUCCUCACAAACAAGGCCUGGCUAUCCGCACAACCUUCUUGCGAUCUAUCCUCCAGCCCAAACCUCCACAUCUAAUGCGUCACAUUACCCGAACAACCUGAAGAACUUGUACGGAAAUAUGGCAGUGAGCGAGUCGCCUGAGGGUGAAUCGGGGGUCCACAGUCUGCCGAUGGUAGCCCAAGAUUCAGCGAUGGGUUCGAAGGCAGCGUCAGUGGCGGACCCGGUAGCAGAGGAGAAGACAAUGGUCCCCUGCCCCUCCUCGAUCGGCCACUCCAAGCACAAUCCCCGCUCGCCGAGCUUCAAUGUGGAGUAUGCGCUGGCCGAUGCAAUGUCCGAGCAAAGUAUCGGCAGCCUCGCCGCUCUCGAGUUCAUCCGCGCUCACUCGUUCACCGAGUUCCCCCGGUCCGACACCUCCGGCCCCUCCCGGCCUCCAUCCUCACAUCAUCCCACCGACCCACCCGGCCGUCCGCACCAGCCUGUACCCCUGGAAGCUACCGCCCCCAAAGCUCCGCACGCUAGACGCGUGCUCGAUUCAUUUGUCCAAAGCAAAUGGCCCGAGGAAAGUCAAACGUCGGAGCAGCCAAGGACGCCCGAGCGUAAGACGACGAAGUUCCAGGCCUCGAUACGCAAAGUGUCGGGACAGCGGUUCAUGAUCAGAGAUGACCCCCGCUCGACAGGCCUGUUUAUCCAGCAAUCCGGGCCCCAGUCUGCUUGGUUAUCCAGGAAUGAGAUCUGGCCCGGUAAGAUUAUCCCGCCCUCGGAGGUCGAGGUCAACCUGGGUUUACUCCGGCUCUUGGAUGGCAAAGUCUUCGGACAGGUCGACGGCCUGCCGAACCAUCCCUCUCAUCCGGGAAUCAGUCUCUUCGAGGAGAGUUUUUUGAGGACGAAGUCUGGCCAAUGGAUCGUUUCCAAAAAGAUCCCUCAUCAUCGUCGGCACCAACAUAGCCAAGGCCAAGAACGACAGAGGAGCGAGGCGGGCGGAGAGAUGAUGGUGGGGACGACAGCUGCAUCCAGCUCGUCCACGAGAGAUCUGGCCGGAGGGUUCAUCGAGGCGUUCUUGGUCUUGCCUGCCGGAUUCGGCUCGCUCAUCGAGGCUGAUAACGAAAUGCGGCUCUUGGAGCGCCAAUCCGAGGUCCUCGACAUGACCAUCUUCUAG